Messenger RNA from Pyricularia oryzae 70-15, 1826 nucleotides. RefSeq lists its product as uncharacterized. The transcript is spliced from 2 exons. The coding region runs from base 594 to 1376 and encodes 260 amino acids. The record is from RefSeq and is a predicted model, not a curated record. Lineage: Eukaryota; Fungi; Ascomycota; Sordariomycetes; Magnaporthales; Pyriculariaceae.
AAUCAAUGCAACGACCCCCAUGCGAGUGCCCACAUUGGCUGGCUGUGGUUCGAUACAGUGGUUUCCGGGCUUUUCUGUUUAGUGCGAGCCCAAAGCGUUCUAGCAAUCUUGGACUCUCCCCUUUUUCCCUUUUGUCCCUUUCACAAUCCACCAAACGCUCGACUUUGGUGUUGGUUCGUCACUCGCUUUCGGAAUUUGUUUGAAUACAGUCAUUCGUUUUUGUAUUCAGCUAAUAAUACUUUUCUCACUCCCCGCGGUUUGUUUCAUUGCUGGUCGCUCGCUCGCUGGAAACACUCCCAGAUAGUCGUCAAGCAACACAUUCACGGCUGGCUGCUUGUUUGCUGCAAAAACGUUCACUUUCGUUCCAACACUUGAUCCAUCAGCUCCGGUGAGAUCAGGCGGGGGGGAAAAAUAGAAAGAAAACAAAAACGCCAGUCGCAUACCAGACGAUACGAAACGACGACCGAGCCGGCUUGAGACAAUUACACGCCAGGCAAACUCCUCAUCAGUUUUGCCUUGUUUGGACCUUUUCUCGCUCACCCAUCCCGUUACAUCUUCUUGGUUAACAGCCACUUUCGUGUCACAACUUCGAAAUGAAGCUCCAGAUAUCGGCAAUUAAGACGGCAGCCAUGCUGCUGUCGCUGUCUUCCGUCGCAUCAGCCUGGCCCGGGUGGCUGCCGGAAGCUGGCGCCAUAGUCGCGAGACAAGACAGCUCUCCCACCCCGACAGCAACGCAGACGUCCUCGAAGUCAGCCACUGGCAGCGAAACCCAGAAUACCGGCUCGAUCACGCAGACCGGCAAGUCAACAGCCACCGGCAAGCCCUCCGGAAAUAGCACUCGCACCCAGUUCGAUCCCCAAGAUCCCGCGGGACAAGUGGUCAUGAUCACACCCGCUCCCACUGCCGGCACGCAAUUGGUCAAGGUCGGCGACUGGGUAACAUGGGGAUGGAACUACACCAACCUUCAAGCUCCCCCAACUGCUAUCGACGUGCUCAUCAGCUGCAGCCAGGCCACUCGAACAUGGACCUUGACCCAGAAUAUGACUUAUGCCACCAAGGCCGACUUCCUCUGGGAUUCGAGCAACGACGGUGGGCAACCUUUCGUGGUGGCCGAGUACACUCUCCUUAUUCAUGACUCGGACGGCGGUAUCAAGGCAUCGGCUGACCCAGGUUAUCUGGCUCCCUUCGCCGGCUACAAGUUUGGCAUGUACACCAUGGCUGCCUACACUCCCCUGGCCUCCGGGUGGAGGUGCGUCUCUUGCAGCGGCGCCAUGUCCGGUGUUGACAAGGGUGCUUGGGGUUUUGCCCUGAUGACUAGCGCCAUAACCGUGAUGACCUUCACCUGGUUCGUCACCGGAGUCGGCUUCACUCUGUGAUGGAAAUUAUAUCAUGCUGAGCUGAAGUUCCCCUAUCCUUAUCUUCCCUUCAGCUCGUGAUUUCGCCCUUGGCAUUUUUGCGUGCAAACAAAGGACUAUCCUUUGUGCAAUAUCUGAUAUUUUAAUACGAGGGCACGGAGUUGUGAUUUAUGGGUCAAGUAAUGAAAGGCGUUGGGCACAUGCAUACUUUUUCUUGUCUAGGUUGUGUUUGCAUCGCCGUUUAAAACAUGGCAAAUCGGACGAAUCUCAUGUGGGAGUUGGUUGCAAACAAUCUAUCUGACAAAUUGUAGAAACGGGGAGAAGAUCUGGAGUGUGGAUCAUUAUCUGGAUCAUAUAUCUCAUGGUUUACUUUAAGAGAAAAGAAUUGAGACGAUAUGUAUAGCAUCCUCAGGGACAAUCCCAGACAAUCGAAUAUUAAUUUUCCGAAGCAGUAGUCAUGCCUCGCAUCUG